This is a messenger RNA of Gossypium arboreum, 2258 nucleotides long. Its product is annotated as kinesin-like protein KIN-10B. Lineage: Eukaryota; Viridiplantae; Streptophyta; Magnoliopsida; Malvales; Malvaceae. The transcript is spliced from 10 exons. The record is from RefSeq and is a predicted model, not a curated record. Gene Ontology annotation, biological process: mitotic spindle organization; microtubule-based movement. Gene Ontology annotation, molecular function: ATP binding; microtubule motor activity; microtubule binding. The coding region runs from base 166 to 2001 and encodes 611 amino acids.
UUCAAAUGGCCUGACCCUUCCUUGCAUUUCCCAACGGUCACAUAGUUUAAAAUCCAGAAUCCCCAUAUCUAAACAACGUUGGUUUUUCCCUCUAUCAACUGCUUCUAUCCACUUUCUUUCUCUUUAACAUUUUCUCAUCGAAUUUUCCCAAACUUUUCUGUUUUAAUGGAAACCCAAAGCGUUAAAUUAGGUACUCCCUCGAAACAAGCCACGGUUUCAAAGGUGAGGGUGGUGGUCAGAGUCCGUCCGUUUCUACCUCAAGAGAUUACCGCAAGGAAUGGCAACUCGAAGUCGUGCAUUUUUCUUCUUGAUCAUCAAGAUAAUGAAUCUUCUGAUGAAGUUUCUGUUCAUCUUAAAGAUCCUAACACCAGCCGAAAUGAAAGCUACAAGUUGGAUUCUUUCUUUGACCAAGAAGAUGAUAAUGUCAGAAGGAUAUUCUACAGAGAAGUUAAUUCUUUAAUUCCAGGAAUCUUUCAUGGCUUCAACGCUACUGUAUUUGCUUAUGGGGCUACUGGUAGUGGAAAAACUUACACCAUGCAGGGUACGGAAAAGCAUCCUGGUCUAAUGCCUUUGGCCAUGUCUACAAUUUUGUCAAUAUGCCGAAGCACAGGGUGCAUAGCAGAGAUUUCAUACUAUGAGGUCUACAUGGAUAGGUGCUACGAUCUUUUAGAAGUCAAAACCAAAGAAAUUUCAAUUUUGGAUGACAAAGAUGGGCAGAUUCAUCUAAGGGGCCUUUCUCGGGUGCCUAUUAAUACCAUGUCUGAAUUCCAUCAAGUCUUCUCUUGUGGAAUUCAGAGAAGGAAAGUUGCACAUACUGGUCUCAAUGAUGUUUCCAGUAGAAGCCAUGGUGUCCUAGUGAUUGCUGUUUCCACUCCUUGUGAUGAUGGUUCUAGGCCUUUUUUGAUGGGGAAGCUGAACCUCAUAGACUUAGCAGGCAAUGAGGAUAAUAGGAGGACCUGCAAUGAAGGCAUUCGCCUCCAAGAGAGUGCUAAGAUCAACCAGUCCUUAUUUGCUUUGUCAAAUGUGAUUUAUGCAUUGAACAACAAGCUGCCCCGAGUGCCCUAUCGAGAAAGCAAAUUGACUAGAAUAUUGCAGGACUCUCUUGGUGGGACUAGCCGUGCCUUGAUGGUUGCUUGCCUGAAUCCUGGAGAGUAUCAAGAAUCUCUUCACACCGUUAGCUUAGCUGCUAGGUCUCGUCAUAUUUCAAAUGUCGUUUCUUCAGCUCAAAAGCUACAGACACAGAAGGAAAAAGUUGAUAUGGAAGCAAAACUGCAAGCUUGGCUUGAAUCAAAAGGCAAGACAAAGAGUGCACAAAGAAUGGGACCAUUCGCUUCUCGAUUAGUAGGCAAAACACCCAGUUCCAUACGCUCUAUGAAGAAGCUUGAUUACAACAGCUCUUGCAAAGUAAAAAAUUCUACCAAAGAUGAUCCUUCUAAUACCAAAGACAGGGGCUUAUCCGUGACUUCCAGAAAUUUAUUCAACAAUGAAGAUGUUGUUGAUAUUGAGCAGAUCAUGUUGAAACCAACUAUGAACUUAGCUGAAGAAUCAUCCGGCAAGGAAGAGACUACAACAGUCGAAAACUCUGUCGAUACCAUCGGAUUAUCUCCAAGUAAUGAGAGGAAAACUGCAAUGCAAAGCCCUUUAAGAAAGGUCCUCUCCCCCAUCAGUUCCAAUAUAAUUCCAGAAGCGAUCAAGGCUCAAUUUUCCUUAUCAUAUGAGCCAAAAACUCCCCAAAAUGUUGGCACUCCACGGGAUAAAUUUAAUGCGUGGAGUUCUAACGUGAAGAGCUCUCUCGUUCAAGAAUAUAUCGAGUUCUUAAAUACGGCUAGCAGAGAAGAGUUACUAGGCCUAAAGGGUAUUGGAUCGAAGAUGACAGAAUACAUAAUUGAACUUAGAGAAACAAGCCCUUUAAAAUCGCUAAGUGACUUGGAAAAGAUUGGUCUUUCAUCAAAGCAGGUUUACAACUUGUUCAGCAGAGCAGCAAAAGGAAUUAUUGAGUGAGCAGAAAUUGCAAUUUAACCAAGAUACAUGCUGUUUUUCAUUGCAAUGUUGUGAGAUUAAUGUAAUCAGUAUGUUGUGGUCUGUCACUACAGAAUUGCCUUAAUAGUAUCAUGCAGUACAUUAAUUAUUGUACUGCUAAGUUAAGUUUUCUUAAAAUCGUUUCAGAAUUGUUGUCCUAGUAUCGUGCUAGUACAUUAAUUAUUGUAUAGUUGAAUUUUUAGAAAGAGUGAAGUAGAACAUCUCAAUUUUCAACAAAA